Molecule: messenger RNA, 9251 nt
Organism: Dalotia coriaria
Lineage: Eukaryota; Metazoa; Arthropoda; Insecta; Coleoptera; Staphylinidae
Gene: Nf1
Product: neurofibromin 1
Exons: 18
Coding region: 397-8790 (2797 amino acids)
Biological process (GO): regulation of GTPase activity
Source: RefSeq, a predicted model, not a curated record
CCUUUAACCAAAGAAGAAAAUAAUCGUAGGUUGGUUAGUGGACGGCGCACGGCGUGAGCGAGCAUGUCUACAAUCGGAAAACGAACAACGCAGACGCGAUAACACACAGGAAACGCAACGAAUACGCCAUGUAACUAGGGUCAGUAGCGGCCCCUUUGGAGAUGAAAAUGCACUGUCGACGCGCCCCCUUGACACUAGCAUGAGGCACCGUCUGUAGGGUUUGUUCCAUGGUCCGUCUCCGUUUGUUGUGCUUCGUACGGCCUUCGACAAUCGUCAAUGGGCCACAGGGACGAGUGAGCCGAGGGAGCUCCGGUCGAAGCGCGACUUAAAUGUCAAAAAGCCAUUCUCCGAAGUGGAGCGCAAUCAUAAUAAUGUAAAUCACCACAGCGGUCCGCGAUGGCAACGCAAAAGCCCGGCGAGUGGGCGAACAUCCUCAUCGUCCGCUUCGAGGAGCAGCUACCAUGUCGGACAGGUGGCCAGACCUCACACUCCAGAGUCAAUGAAGAACACAACAAGAACUGCAUCAUCCAGAUCUCGCGCUACAGGUUUGCGUUGAUUCUGGAUGGCUUCGUCAAGGUCCUAAAACGCAUUCAUGAAUCGUAUCAAAUGGGGACGUGCGGCGCACCCAGGCAGCACGGGCCAGAGCUCGAGAAAAACUACUACGACAGUUUACUCAUUGUGCUCGAGACACUCGAGAAAUGCUUUAGCAUACAACCGAAAGACAGUAUUACAUUAACCAUGGAGGAGAAUCAAAAUUUAAAGUCCUUGCUAAAGGAGAUCUGUACCUUCCUGGAUAUGUCUAAUGACAAUCCAACUAUUCACGCCAUCAAAGUCUUGGCCAGUAAGGUGCUGUUUGCGCUCAGCGUCAACUUCUUUAACUCGGUGUUUUCUCGAAUUUCCUCCAAACUGCAAGAGUUGGCCUCCUGUCCGGAUGAGAAUCCUGAUUACAGUGAUAUUGAACUCAUACAGCAUAUCAAUGUUGACCAAACCAGAUUAACACGACUUUUAACAGAAGCGAUACAAAAGUUUCGUCUUCUGAAAAAGUCCGCGCAUCUUGUACUGAUGAACUCUCUGGAGAAAGCAAUCUGGAACUGGAUGGACACGUACCCAUACGAGUUUGCCGAAUUACAGAAAAACCCCAAUGAAGAGUUGUCCAAGUGUUGCGAGCAACUUUUUGAUAUUUUGGACACAUUUGCAGACAACAAGAAAGGCAGAGCUGCUGUGUGGCCCCUACAAAUAAUGCUCCUAAUUUUAUCGCCGAAAGUCCUAGAGGAAAUUGUGAACGCUGACAGUGGAGCGCCAUGUUCCCCAAGACACAAUAAAAAGAAACAAUUCAUCGACUCAGUGAAACGCGCAGUUGUACCUCAUGGUAAUUCCAGUAAACAACUCACCGAAGCCGCGGCUGUUACCUGUGUAAAACUCAUGAAAGCUUCGACUUAUAUUAAUAUCCUAGAUUCGAAUCAUGUGGCUUUUACUUUAGUACAGAGCGUUAUAAAUGAUUUGAAGACUUUGUUAUUCAAUCCAUCGAAACCAUUCUCAAGAGGGCAGAAUUAUCUCUAUCAAGACAUGGAUUUGAUGAUUGACUGUUUCGUUUCUUGUUUCCGCAUCAAGCCUCACAACAACGAUCCGAUUAAAAUUUGUUUGAGUUUAACGUCACCAUCAACCUAUCACUUUGUUCUAGUCAGAUCUCUCUAUAGAAUUGUAACUCAACCAAAGCUGCACUGGUGGCCGAAAAUUGAUCUCGUUUACACCAAAUCCUCAGAAUUACGCGCCAUGUUCACGGACACAUUAAACAAAGUCGCUCAGGGUUACAUAACGCACACACCUCUGCGCAUGAUUCAAUCAUUGACGCAACUUAAAGGUAAAGACUCCCAGGCGAAGUUCAAAGACCGCGCUGAAGAGAUUCCUGGGUAUCGGAAUUUGCUACUUUAUAUGGUGCGGUUAAUACAUGCGGACCCGAUGCUUAUGUUGAACAAUCAAGGUAAGGCUGGUCACGAGAUCCAGAGCUCUACUUUAGAGCUGAUCAACGGAUUAGUCUCAUUGGUACAUCAGCCGACAAUGACAGACGUCGCUCAGGAAGCCAUGGAAGCUCUGCUGGUGUUACAUCAUCCAGAAAAAAUCGAAGUUUGGAAUCCUGAAGCGCCUAUUAACACUUUCUGGGAUGUAAGCUCGCAGGUUUUGUUCUCUAUCUCACAGAAACUGAUACAACACCAGAUUAUGAACUAUACGGAUAUUUUAAAAUGGCUGCGCGAGAUUCUAAUAUGCCGCAAUGCUUUCUUGUCAAGACACAAAGAAUACGCGAAUUUGGGAAGUCAGAUCGCCAUUUGUAAACAGGCGCAUAUCAAACUGGAAGUUGUGUUUUUUAUGUACCUGUGGAGUAUUGACAUGGACGCUGUCUUGGUUGCAAUGAGUUGUUUCGCGUUGUUGUGUCAAGAAGCAGAGAUACGUUGUGGGUCAGACGAGGUGACUGUCACGUACUUGGUCCCAAACUAUCAUGUUUAUCAAGAUUUAGCACAGGCGAGUACAGUUCUCACCACUGCAACCGGUGAGUCAAGAAUGUGUUUCCCAGAACAUGUGAACGGACGCGCUGCACUUCAGAAACGUAUAAUGGUGUUGUUACGUAAAAUAGAACAUUGUGUAAAUGGUGUGCAACCAGCCUGGGAGGAGACUUUCAUGAAUUGGAACUCGAUGUGGAAGAAUCUAGCUUCGUAUCCGAAGGCGAAGGUUGAAGAUGGACAAAUGGAACCGUUUCAUAGAUCCAUGGGUAAGAGGAGAGCAUCUCAUCAGAAUUCCGAGCAUGAGCUGGAGGAACAAAUCAAUGAAUGGGCGAAUAUGACUGGGUUUCUAUGCGCUCUGGGUGGUGUUUGUCUGCAGCGGAAGUCGCCAUCACGGCCGACUUUGACAGGUUCCUCUCACUCAAGUUCUUCUAUCACAAUUAGUUCUUUAUCAUCCGUGAGUUCCUUAUCUGACAGUCGUAAAUCCAGCAGUGUAUUGACAAGUAGCAGUCAAGAACAAAGACAAUAUUGUCCAGUAACACAAUUUGUUGAUCUACUACUGCGAUUACUGGUGUGCAGUAAUGAAAAAUUCGGCGCGCAGAUUCAGAAACACGUAAAGGAACUAGUUGGGCAUGAAAUGUCAUCUGCCCUCUAUCCAAUUCUCUUCGAACAAAUCAAAACAAUCGUUGAUAAGUUCUUUGAUCAACAGGGACAAGUGGUUGUGUCCGAUGUUAAUACUCAAUUUAUUGAACACAUCAUUUUUAUAAUGAAGAAUAUCUUGGAUAGCACUAAAAACGAUCAACCUGCUGAACACCUUGGUGUUACAAGCAUUGAAGGAAUGAUGCUUGCGAUUGUUCGAUAUGUCCGCCAUCUUGAUAUGACCGUGCAUGCAAUACACAUCAAAACAAAACUGUGUCAACUUGUGGAGGCGAUGAUGAAGCGUCGCGAUGACUUGGCAUUCAGGCAAGAAAUGAAGUUCCGAAAUAAAUUGGUUGAAUAUUUGACUGAUUGGGUUAUGGGUACUUCACAUCAAAUCGCACCGCCUAGUUCUGGAGAUGUCACUCUUAUUACAAGAGAUUUAGAUCAAGCGUGUAUGGAAGCUGUGGCUGCGCUGUUAAGAGGUUUACCCUUACAACCUGAGGAAUCUGAUCGUGGUGAUCUAAUGGAAGCAAAAAGUCAACUUUUUCUUAAAUAUUUCACUCUAUUUAUGAAUCUGUUAAAUGACUGCUCGGAAGCUCCGGAUGUUGAUAAAGAUGUCAGCCGGCAGAGAAUCAACGCUGGAAAGUUGAAUACGUUGCGUAAUGCGACCAUUCAAGCAAUGUCAAAUCUUUUAUCUGCUAAUAUUGAUAGUGGAUUGAUGCAUUCGAUUGAUCUAGGCUACAAUCGAGAUUUACAAACACGCGCGGCUUUCAUGGAGGUACUAACGAAGAUUCUCCAACAGGGAACUGAAUUUGAUACACUUGCGGAAACAGUUCUCGCGGAUAGAUUUGAACAAUUGGUACAACUAGUCACGAUGAUCUCAGAUAAAGGUGAAUUGCCUAUUGCGAUGGCUCUUGCGAAUGUUGUGACCACAUCGCAAAUGGACGAAUUGGCGCGUGUUUUUGUUACACUCUUCGACGCUAAACAUCUACUAAGUCCGCUAUUGUGGAAUAUGUUUUAUCGAGAGGUAGAGGUUUCAGACUGUAUGCAAACACUCUUUAGAGGUAAUUCUCUGGGAAGUAAGAUUAUGGCGUUUUGUUUCAAAAUAUACGGUGCUAGUUACCUCCAAACUCUUUUGGAACCAUUGAUUCGCCCGUUGUUGGAUGACACAAACUGCAGUUUUGAAGUGGACCCAGCACGAUUGGAACCGCAUGAAGAUAUCGAGGAGAAUCGACAGAGUCUUAUCAAUUUAACUCAGGUGGUGUUUGACACGAUUGUAUCUUCUGCGGAUAAGUUCCCUCCGCAGUUACGGUCGAUGUGUCAUUGUCUCUAUCAAGUCCUGAGCAAGCGGUUCCCACAAUUUCCACAGAACAACAUUGGAGCGGUGGGCACCGUAAUAUUUCUACGUUUUAUAAACCCUGCAAUAGUAUCACCUCAGGAAAUGGGCAUUGUAACGAAGCAAGUACAACCGGCCGUCAAGCGUGGAUUGAUGUUAAUGUCGAAAAUACUCCAAAACAUUGCGAAUCAUGUUGAAUUUAGCAAAGAACAACAUAUGCUAUCGUUUAAUGACUUCCUACGAGCGCAUUUCGAACAUGGCCGCCGAUUUUUCAUACAAAUCGCUUCGGAUUGUGAGACUGUGGAUCAAACAGCACAUUCGAUGUCAUUUAUCAGCGACGCUAAUGUCCUAGCAUUGCAUAGAUUACUCUGGAAUCAUCAGGAGAAGAUUGGGGAUUAUUUAUCGAGUAGUCGGGAUCACAAAGCAGUCGGAAGAAGACCUUUCGACAAGAUGGCGACGCUGUUGGCGUAUUUGGGACCACCAGAACACAAACCUGUGGAUUCACAUGUUCCUUGCAGUUUGUUGUUUUCAUCCUACGCGCGAUGGAGUUCAAUUGACAUGUCCUCGACCAACUUUGAGGAAAUCAUGGUGAAACACAACAUGCAUGAGAAAGAGGAGUUUAAAUCCAUCAAAUCUUUGAAUAUUUUCUAUCAGGCUGGUACUAGCAAAGCUGGUCAUCCAGUAUUUUAUUAUAUUGCACGAAGAUAUAAAAUUGGCGAAACAAAUGGUGAUUUGUUAAUUUACCAUGUGAUUCUUACACUGAAACCCUUCUGCCAUUCGCCGUUUGAGCUCGUGGUGGAUUUCACACACACAUGUUCGGACAACAGGUUCCGCACCGAGUUCCUCCAGAAAUGGUUCUACGUGCUGCCAGAAGUCGCCUAUGUGAACAUCCACGCCGCCUACAUUUACAACUGCAACAGUUGGGUGCGUGAGUACACCAAGUUUCACGAUCGUAUCCUUGUUCCCUUGCGUGGCAAUCGCAAGAUGAUUUUCAUCGAUGCGCCGAACCGCCUAAAUGAAUUCAUCGAACUUGACCAGCAGAAACUCCCAGGCGCUACGCUGAGUCUUGAUGAAGACCUGAAAGUCUUUAACAAUGCGCUGAAAUUAUCGCACAAAGAUACAAAGGUUGCAAUUAAGGUAGGCCCGACGGCGAUUCAGAUCACCUCGGCUGAGAAAACCAAAGUUUUAUCACACUCUGUUCUUUUGAAUGAUGUGUAUUACGCGUCGGAGAUCGAAGAAGUGUGUUUAGUGGACGAUAAUCAGUUUACGUUGACUAUCGCGAAUGAGAGCGGACCGCUCAGUUUCAUUCAUAACGAUUGUGAUAGCAUCGUUCAGGCGGUUAUCCACAUCAGGAAUCGCUGGGAACUUAGUCAGCCAUUUUUGCAGGAUACCGUCACGGUGCAUCAAAAAAUUCGGCCUAAAGAUGUUCCUGGCACUUUGCUGAACAUGGCUUUAUUAAAUUUGGGCUCCUCGGACCCGAAUCUGCGCACGGCCGCCUACAAUCAGCUGUGCGCAUUGACUGCAACGUUUGAUCUCAAAAUCGAGGGCCAGCUGCUCGAAACUUCCGGCCUGUGCAUCCCCUCGAAUAAUACGAUAUUUAUCAAAACGGUGUCGGAAACACUCGCGACAAAUGAACCGCAUUUGACGCUGGAGUUUCUCGAGGAGUGUAUACAGGGUUUUCGCGUUUCUAGCAUCGAGUUGAAGCAUUUGUGCUUGGAGUACAUGACACCAUGGCUUGCGAAUUUAGUAAGAUUUUGCAAGCCAGCAGACGAGAACAAACGCCAAAAACAAGUCGCACAAAUUCUAGAAAAACUAAUAACGCUCACAAUUCAAGAGGUUGAAAUGUACCCGUCGAUCCAGGCGAAGAUCUGGGGCUCGAUCGGUAACGUGCCUGAACUCAUCGAUAUGGUGCUCGACAAUUUCAUUCAUAAAUCAGUCAGUUCCGGUUUGGGUUCCCCAAUGGUGGAAAUAAUGGCGGACACUGCAGUUGCGCUUGCAUCCGCGAAUGUACAACUGGUAGCGAAGAAGGUAAUUGGUCGACUGUGCCGAGUUGUGGAUAAAACAUGUCAGUCGCCGACGCAAUUGUUGGAGCAGCACAUGAUGUGGGAUGAUAUUGCAAUCCUCGCGCGAUACUUGCUCAUGUUGUCGUUCAACAAUUGCCUGGAUGUGGCGCGCCACCUUCCGUACCUGUUUCACACCGUGACAUUCCUCGUCUGCUCGGGGUCGCUCAGUAUGCGUGCGUCUACCCAUGGCCUGGUGAUCAACAUCAUUCAUUCGUUAUGCACGUGCACAAAACCGUCAUUCUCAGAGGAGACGCAGCGUGUGUUGCGUUUGAGCUUGGAUGAAUUCUCUCUGCCAAAGUUUUAUUUGUUGUUUGGCAUCAGUAAGGUGAAGUCUGCUGCUGUCACAGCUUUCCGUUCGAGUUACCGCAAUCCGAGUGACCGAUGGUUCGGAGAGAGGAGUUUUUCAGGUGCAUCUGGAGAUAGAGAACGAUUAUCUCUGACUUCAUUGGAGGUCAUCACAGAUGCGCUAUUGGAAAUUCUAGAGGCUUGCAUGAGGGACAUCCCUGAAUGCGACUGGUUAAACAGUUGGAUGUCGCUGGCCAAGGGUUUCGCAUUUUGUUUCAAUCCAGCGCUACAGCCGCGUGCGCUUAUUGUAUUUGGAUGUAUUAGCAAAAGCGUCACAGAUCAUGAUAUGAAGCAAUUACUGCGUAUUCUCGUGAAGGCACUAGAGAGUUUCAACGAUAUGGUGUUAAUUGAAGCGUUAGUUAUGUGUUUGACCAGAUUACAGCCAUUACUGCGAUCGGAAUCACCGAUUCACAAAGCGUUGUUCUGGGUGGCUACAUCGGUACUACAACUUGACGAAGCGUCAUUGUACGCUUCCGGUUUAGCAUUACUUGAACAGAAUUUGCAUACUUUGGACUCACAAGGAGUGUUUGAUGAAACUUCUCUAGACCAAGUCAUGAUGCAAACCAGAGAGAAGCUGGAAUGGCACUUUAAGCAACUGGAUCAUGCGGUGGGACUUAGCUUCAAGGCGAAUUUUCAUUUUGCUUUGGUUGGACACCUACUAAAAGGUUUCCGGCAUCCAACACCGACAACAGUAUCACGGACCGUGAGGGUUCUUACUAUGUUAUUGGGUAUUAUUGCCAGGCCUCAUCGAAAGGAUAAGUUUGAAGUUACUCCUGACAGCAUUGCUUAUUUGACGGCAUUGGUAGGGGUUUCUGAAGAGGUACGCAAUCGAUGCCAUAUGAAACACUCGUCACCACGCUAUAUGGAUCCGAUGGUACAAGAAGCUUUCAUGCCUGAUUCAACUGCGAAUCCUGCAGGUGCAGGUGCAACCCAAGCUGGGGGUAAUGUUAACCGCCGUCAAAAAUCUUGGGACAUGUUGGAUCAGACAGCGAUUGCACAGGCGGCAACAGCACGCCACAAACCCACCGCCGCACAACAUCAGGUCGAGCGCGCGGCGAAUAAAGCAUGGCGCAGCCUUGAUCUGACGCAUUCGGCCGGCGGCGGCCAUCACGCGAACGGCGGCGAACGCACCACGUACGGCAGUCGGCGGUCAAGCUCGGUGCCGAUGCAAGAGAGCCCGCCCGUUAGCGUACCCAAAGCGCGAAGCGCACGAGUUUCAGUAAGCAACGAAAACAACAUCCUGUUGGAUCCGGAUGUGCUGACGGACUUUUCCACACAAGCAUUGGUAUUGACUGUGCUUGCCACCCUUGUGAAGUACAGCACGGACGAGGCGGAAACACGCAUCUUGUAUCAGUAUUUGGCCGAAGGGGCCGUUGUCUUCCCGAAAGUAUUUCCGGUUAUAUACAACUUGUUGGAUAUGAAAAUCAAUAACGUACUGACAUCAUGCCAUGACCAAGUAAUUUUAAGCUCUGUACGUAACAUUAUCCAGAAUAUGAUCGCAUGCGAGGACACCAGUCAACAGCAAUUGCACUAUCUGCAAAGUUGCGGAUUUGGAGGCUUGUGGAGAUUUGCUGGACCAUUCAACAAGUACAACAACACGGCGGAGAGCAGCGAGCUGUUUGUGAAUUGUCUCGAGGCGAUGGUUGAGACCUGUUUACCCAUUGAGGAGUCCGAGGGUGAAAACGGCGAGAUGCAGCAGUACCCGUCGAUGCUAAGCGUCAGCUCCAACAUGAAUCUCUCAUCGAGUCUCUCCAGUCUGACGCUUGGAUCACCCACGGAGAAAGAAAUCAGUCGCGACCUGGAGAUGGGCACCUCCACGUCGCUGGGGCGCGCUACUUUUACAAAGCAGCGCAGCCUCAAGUCGAAACUGGCGGCCACCGGCGCCGACGCUUCGCCCACGCACAAAACAUAAUAUUUUUCGAUAUUCGAUUGCAUCGUGUCAAACAUUUCCCUCAUCCUGAAGUGACUGCCGCACUAGCGACGGCUGCACCACAAUCCAGGUAUUACACACACACAAAACAAAAAGAGUAAUAAUGAUAACUUAGAUAUUUGUAUCGUCGCGUUGUUCUUCAUGGUGUUCUUUUGUUACGGUUCAGUUUUGCAAACGAAUGCAUAAUCUACGUGGUAAAUAUCGAUGCGAGUACAAGUACACCAAUUGAUGUAAUUCUUGUUUCCCCCAAAAAAAGUAACAAAAACAAGUUUAUUAUGAGAUCCACUCGAUGUGACUAAAUUAAGUGGUUGUUAAAUUAUGAAAUGAUGGUGCGACGGACGGGAUAGAUGAAAAAUUUACCAAAUCUCUUGGCACAUGACAAGGUUUAAUGAAAUUGUGCUUUUAUAUGUUGAUCAUAAAAAAUAUAUUAUAUUAUUAAGUAA